UAUAAGGUAGUCACUCGUGUGUUUAACGGCGAUGUUUCGUUUAAUUGUGUUAAGUUUAUUUUUACAUUCUUUCGGCUCGUGCUAUCCGAAUCUAUUUGAAACAAAGCACUUCAAAGUCGGAAUUGAAUAUGAUCGGUCUCUACCAAUGAGCGGAGGUUCAGACCGAUACAGGCAUAGAAAUAACUACGACCCUUUCUUCGUUACCGUCACAGCUUCUGCGAAGAAAGGCUACGUGAUGUCGUAUUUAGAAGUGUCAGCGACAACAGAUGCAUUAGCGGAGGUGAACUUCGAGCUGAUCCGAGGAAAAACCGGCGCUAGGAAUAUGGUCUUCCAGCUGGUCUCCAACCACAGCGACUUCCUGGCGUACUCCUAUAUGGCUUACGGCAUCCGGGAGGAAGAGUACAAAAAGGUCACAAACAUGGUAUCCCUGCCGAUACAGAACCACAGCUAUGCAACAAGAUUCAAUUGUUAUGUGCUUUUAUUAAAUUUUAUGUUUUUUAAGUUAAUUAUGUAGUAAAUGUUUAAUAAAACAACGUUUGUUUCAUUAUUA
Messenger RNA from Papilio polytes (common Mormon), 550 nucleotides. RefSeq lists its product as uncharacterized. The record is from RefSeq and is a predicted model, not a curated record. NCBI's taxonomy places the organism in Eukaryota, Metazoa, Arthropoda, Insecta, Lepidoptera, Papilionidae. The coding region runs from base 32 to 514 and encodes 160 amino acids. The transcript has 4 exons.